AUUUGUUCAUAUAGCCCACAAUCGUCGGAAAUAUAAAAUGCCUUUAAAUAUUAAAAACACAUGGUAAUAUAUAUUUUAAGUCUUGAAUUCCAGACUGUUGAUGCAUUUACAAAAGGAAUGGUCUCAUGCAUGAUUGAAGGGCAACACUAUAUAAAGGGUAGCAAGAAUGCAAACUUUGUGAACCAAGCAUAGAUCAUUAGGGUCUCUAGGAAAAGAGAGUACUAAUAAAGAUCUGAGCUACACAAGAAACCAUAUAUUAUGGGAACCUUCUCAGGGUCGAGGCACUGGCCUCGACUCAUCUACUUAGUGGCAUUUUGCCUACUUGCAAUUAGUGUCAUUGCUAAGCCUGAUGAUGAAGAUCAUGAUAAGAAACCUUACCCUCAUGAAAAACCUAAAAAAGAUCAUGAAUUACCUCCAAAGCAUGAAGAACAUCCACCCCAUGAUCAUAAACCACAUCCACAUGAACAUAAAUCUCCACCACCUCCACCUUAUGGUUACGAAUCACCGCCUCCACCAAUCUAUUCUCCACCACCUCCAUAUGUUUAUAAAUCUCCUCCUCCACCAGUUCAUUCUCCGCUUCCUCCAGUGCAUUCACCUCCACCACCAUAUAUCUACAAGUCUCCUCCACCAUCAAAUCACUCACCGCCUCCACCGUAUAUUUAUAAAUCACCUCCUCCUCUGAUUCACUCACCUCCUCCACCAGUCCAAUCCCCGCCCCCACCAUAUGUUUAUAAAUCUCCACCUCCUCCAGUUCAUUCUUCGCCUCCACCAGUUCAUUCACCGCCUCCACCGUACAUUUACAAAUCACCUCCUCCUCCUGUUCACUCACCUUCUCCACCAGUCUACUCUCCGCCCCCACCAUAUGUUUAUAAAUCUCCACCUCCUCCAGUUCACUCACCACCUCCACCGUACGUUUACAAAUCACCUCCUCCUCCUGUUCACUCGCCUCCUCCACCAGUCCACUCUCCGCCUCCACCAUAUGUUUAUAAAUCUCCACCUCCUCCAGUUCACUCACCGCCUCCACCGUACGUUUACAAAUCACCUCCUCCUCCUGUUCACUCACCUCCUCCACCAUAUCUGUAUAAAUCUCCACCUCCUCCAGUUCACUCUCCGCCUCCACCAGUUCAUUCACCGCCUCCACCGUACGUUUACAAAUCACCUCCUCCUCCUGUUCACUCACCUCCUCCACCAGUCCACUCUCCGCCUCCACCAUAUGUUUACAAAUCACCUCCUCCUCCAGUUCACUCACCGCCUCCACCGUACAUUUACAAAUCACCUCCUCCUCCAGUUCACUCACCGCCUCCACCGUACAUUUACAAAUCACCUCCUCCUCCAGUUCACUCACCGCCUCCACCGUACAUUUACAAAUCACCUCCUCCUCCAGUUCACUCACCGCCUCCACCGUACAUUUACAAAUCACCUCCUCCUCCAGUUCACUCACCGCCUCCACCGUACAUUUACAAAUCACCUCCUCCUCCAGUUCACUCACCGCCUCCACCGUACAUUUACAAAUCACCUCCUCCUCCAGUUCACUCACCGCCUCCACCGUAUGUUUACAAAUCACCUCCUCCUCCUGUUCACUCACCUCCUCCACCAGUCCACUCUCCGCCCCCACCAUAUGUUUAUAAAUCUCCACCUCCUCCAGUUCACUCACCGCCUCCACCGUACGUUUAUAAAUCACCUCCUCCUCCUGUUCACUCGCCUCCUCCACCAUAUCUGUAUAAAUCUCCACCUCCUCCAGUUCACUCUCCGCCUCCACCAGUUCACUCACCGCCUCCACCAUACGUUUACAAAUCACCUCCUCCACCAGUCCACUCUCCGUCCCCACCAUAUGUUUAUAAAUCUCCACCUCCUCCAGUUCACUCACCGCCUCCACCGUACGUUUACAAAUCACCUCCUCCACCAGUCCACUCUCCGCCCCCACCAUAUGUUUAUAAAUCUCCACCUCCUCCAGUUCACUCACCGCCUCCACCGUACGUUUACAAAUCACCUCCUCCUCCUGUUCACUCACCUCCUCCACCAUAUUUGUAUAAAUCUCCACCUCCUCCAGUUCACUCUCCGCCUCCACCAGUUCACUCACCGCCUCCACCGUACGUUUACAAAUCACCUCCUCCACCAGUCCACUCUCCGCCCCCACCAUAUGUUUAUAAAUCUCCACCUCCUCCAGUUCACUCACCGCCUCCACCGUAUGUUUACAAAUCACCUCCUCCUCCUGUUCACUCACCUCCUCCACCAGUCCACUCUCCGCCCCCACCAUAUGCUUAUAAAUCUCCACCUCCUCCAGUUCACUCACCGCCUCCACCAUAUGUGUAUAAAUCUCCACCUCCUCCAGUUCACUCUCCGCCUCCACCAGUUCACUCACCGCCUCCACCGUACGUUUACAAGUCACCUCCUCCUCCUGUUCACUCACCUCCUCCACCAGUCCACUCUCCGCCUCCACCAUAUAUUUAUAAAUCUCCACCUCCACCAGUUCACUCUCCGCCUCCACCGUAUGUUUACAAAUCACCUCCUCCACCAGUCCACUCACCGCCUCCACCGUACGUUUACAAAUCGCCUCCUCCUCCUGUUCACUCACCUCCUCCACCUGUCCACUCUCCGCCACCACCAUAUGUUUAUAAAUCUCCACCUCCUCCAGUUCACUCUCCGCCUCCACCAGUUCACUCACCACCUCCACCGUACGUUUACAAAUCACCUCCUCCUCCAGUUCACUCACCCCCUCCACCAGUCCACUCCCCACCUCCACCGUAUGUUUACAAAUCACCUCCUCCACCAAUUCACUCGCCUCCACCACCAUAUAUCUAUAAGUCUCCUCCUCCACCUGUUCACUCACCGCCUCCACCGUAUGUUUACAAAUCUCCUCCUCCACCAAUCCACUCUCCACCCCCUCCAUAUGUCUAUAAAUCUCCUCCCCCACCAGUUCAUUCUCCGCCUCCUCCAGUGCAUUCACCUCCACCACCAUAUAUUUAUAAGUCCCCUCCACCACCAAUUCACUCACCACCUCCACCAUACGUUUACAAAUCACCUCCUCCUCCAAUUCACUCACCUCCUCCACCAGUCCAUUCCCCACCCCCACCAUAUAUUUAUAAAUCUCCACCUCCACCAAUCCACUCUCCGCCUCCUCCAAUCCAUUCACCUCCACCACCAUAUGUUUACAAAUCACCUCCUCCUCUGGUUCAUUCACCUCCUCCACCAACCCACUCUCCGCCCCCACCAUAUGUCUAUAAAUCUCCUCCUCCACCUGUUCACUCUCCGCCACCACCAUAUACCUAUAAGUCUCCCCCUCCUCCUGUCCACUCACCACCUCCACUAGUCCAUUCACCCCCACCACCAUAUAUUUACAAGUCUCCUCCUCCAUCAGUUCACUCACCGCCUCCACCAUAUGUUUACAAAUCACCUCCUCCUCCAUAUCACACACCGUCACCCUUAAUUCACUCACCACCACCUCCAUAUAUCUAUAAGUCUCCACCACCUCCAGUGCAUUCACCACCACCACCAUAUAUUUAUAAAUCUCCUCCUCCACCUGUCCACUCACCACCUCCACCAUAUAUCUAUAAAUCCCCACCUCCUCUAGCCCACUCACCUCCACCACCCCACGUAUAUGUUUAUCCGCUGCAGUCACCUCCACCUCCUCAUGUUCCCAAUCAUCCACCAUACCUCUAUAACUCACCACCACCUCCUCCAAAAUACUAUUAAGCUUGCUUUUAAUUAUAAGCUAUCUUAAAUUGCUUCAGUAUUAUUAUGGCAUGCAUGUGUUGCGGUUAGGAACUAUAACUUCAUUAAUAACAGGGGUUAUACGAUCUACACUAAAGGAAAUUUUCGUUAAAUGUAACCUCCUUAUGUAUACUUUUUAUUCAGAAGUUUGUUCUGCUCUAACAAUGUUCAACUAUUGUCAUUCGCUUGUGUUAAGUAUCCAUUUACUUAUUUACAUGAUAUUCUUAUGUAAUUUGUGAGGUGCUACUUCGAAAUAAAUACUUUAUUUGACAUUA
This is a messenger RNA of Arachis ipaensis, 3986 nucleotides long. RefSeq lists its product as uncharacterized. Gene Ontology annotation, biological process: plant-type cell wall organization. Lineage: Eukaryota; Viridiplantae; Streptophyta; Magnoliopsida; Fabales; Fabaceae. Gene Ontology annotation, molecular function: structural constituent of cell wall. The record is from RefSeq and is a predicted model, not a curated record.